Messenger RNA from Aplysia californica (California sea hare), 2897 nucleotides. RefSeq names its product sulfotransferase 1A1. Lineage: Eukaryota; Metazoa; Mollusca; Gastropoda; Aplysiida; Aplysiidae. The record is from RefSeq and is a predicted model, not a curated record. The transcript is spliced from 3 exons. Gene Ontology annotation, biological process: sulfation. Gene Ontology annotation, cellular component: cytoplasm. The coding region runs from base 1445 to 2374 and encodes 309 amino acids. Gene Ontology annotation, molecular function: sulfotransferase activity.
UCUCCGAGUUUUUUCGCGAAGUCCGAGAAGUGAAAAAAAAAAAUCAAUCAUUCAAAGUUCAAUAUAACCGUUGUGAUCUGUAAAGGAGAAGAAGUGCUGGGACCUGAGAAAAAUAUCAACUUCAAUCAAUGAAAAUCGACCCAAGCGGGUUCAUCAACCCAAGUGUUUUGAUAAAAAUUCACAAACCUGCGGAAAAAUGACUGCUAUCAACACUCGACGUGAUAUAUCUACACCAAUCACCAAAGGUCUCAAACUCGCGGGUCAAUAGUCUUGCAGGAAGACAUUUUGUGUUCCCUAUUUGACAUCAAAGUUAAGGGUUAGUGCCAUCAACGCUUAGUCACUUUUUUGAGAGAAUUGCACCUCCUCCCCCCUUACACACAUACACUCUCAGCCUUCCUAGAUAUUUAAGCGGACGGUAUGCCUUUUUGGAAGUACAACCGACUACGGAGGAGUUAAUGUCGUCGAGGGAGGGAAAAAAGAUCAAUUUAUCAGUAGUUCUACUUAGCCGUUGGGAUCUGUAACACACGGUAUCUGUCGUGGUCUUGAUGUUAAGGUGUUCGAUUCUCAUUCAAUAGGUCCCGGGUUCGAAUCCAGAUAGCGACAACCCCAACCCUGGUUUGGGUUUGGGAGGGGGGGGGGGUGAUUUCUUCUCUAGAUUUUUCUUCUUUCUCAUCCCUUCCUGCUUUGUAACAUUGUGGUGGCAGUUAAGUGAUGAUGAUGAUGGUGGUGGUGGUGGUGGUGGUGGUGGUGGUGGUGGUGGUGGUGGUGCUGCUGCUGCUGCUGCUGCUGCUGCUGCUGCUGCUGAGAUGGUGUAUCCCACACAGCUAGGAUCGUCACUGACACGUGACAGACAGGAUCGAAGCAGUCCGCCUCCUUAAUCAUCUAGAAUUGAGUCAAUGGGACACACAGAAACGAAAAGACAGAUUACUUACAGCCCCCCCGCCCUCCCCAAAUCCGCCAUCCACACUUUAGAAGUUCAAGCGUUCAGGCGUUCACAAACUCUCAGAUGUCAUAUAUCCGAUUCUAUAAUUUUCUAUAAAUAUCCGCGCUUCUUGUUCAGUUUGCCGCUAUUGAGGACAGUUAUAAGUAUGUCAAGGUAAUGAUAUGUGCAGGCGGUGGGAAAUCUUUUUCACGUAACGUUGGUGUGUAAUGUGUGGCACACACACACACACACACACACACACACAAGCAUACCGCUGCUAUUGGGAAACCCGUGUGUUGUUUUCAAAUGCUAGAUUUAGGUUUCAUAACGAGGCAUUAGGAAACCCUGUUUGCAAGAUUCAGAUCUAGAAUCUAGAUUUAGUUCUACAUGUAGAUCAAGUUCGACAUAGCAAGGAAUGUAACAGCGUGUUGCAGCAUACAGGGGAGCACCCAAAACAAGAAAUAGCUGCCUUUGAUGGUGGAAAAGACGCCGAUAGCGGACCAAACUCACAAGUAAUAAGAAAUGGCAUCGUUUGUAAACGCAGAAGUUCUGGAAAGAGCUCGCAAGAAGCUGGAACUAAUCGAGUCCACUCUAUUCGACGGUAUUCGAUUUGCUUAUUUCGACGGCCUUGUGAAAGACGUGGACGAGACAAUGCGUCAUAUCUCCAAAGCGAAACUACGUGAAAGCGAUGUUUUAUCUUGCGGCUACAUGCGAUCUGGAAACCACUGGAUCUUUGAGAUCGUAUCGAUGAUCCUGACUCAAAACGUGCAAUUCUCAAAAGAGCUCCUUGAAAAUUCUUUCCUGGAAUUCUUGAACGACAAAGUGGACCAACUAUUAGAAGCCCUUCCGGAACCUAAAAUCAUAACGAGUCACCUUCGGCCGAAUUACCUGCCCACGGAGGUAGUGGCAAAGCAAGUGAAGGUUGUGUACAUCUUGAGAAACCCCAAGGACACGCUGGUUUCGUGGUAUGAGAUGUCCACCAAGUACGAACAGGACAACGUGCGCUUUCAGGGAACUUGGGAGGAGUUCCUGGAAUUACAGCUGGCCGGCGAGUAUCUGUGGGGUUCGUGGUUCGAUCACGUCCUGGCCUGGGAGAAGUUCAUGUCCGACAACCCUGAGGUGCCCGUGUUUGUGGCGCAGUACGAGAAGCUGAAGGAACAGCCUGCUGACGUCAUCAGGGACCUCUGUCGUUUUCUGGGUCAACCGGACACCCUGGCCGAGCAGAUAGCCACGGCAACGUCCUUUGACAACAUGAAGGCUGGGACUGAGGAGAAAGCCAAAACUGGUCCAGAGAAGUUUAUUGGGGAGGACGCGCACGUUGUAGUGAGGGGGUUGGUCAAAUCUUGGAAGACCCGGUUCACUGUAGAACAGAGUGAAAGAUUUAACAAAGCUUUUGAAGAGAAAAUGGCUGGAAGUGAGCUUGGAGAUCGCCUCAGAAAAUAUAUCUAUUGAAAAUUUGGGAAUAUAGAAACUUUAAGUCUUAGCUAUAAAUUUAAAAAGCUUUUGUAUCUUCUUUUUAAAGUACGAGGCAUACAUGGACAAGCUGCUACCUUAGAAUUACAAAAUUCUAUUUGACAUUUUUGUCCGUUUUGAGUUACAAAAAUCAUGAGUUCAUAAAGCAAAAUUAAAUGUUCUAUCUGCUCUCUCAAAAUGGCAAGAUUAUACAAUCUUAAUAUUUAUUCGGAAAAGUUAACAAGAUAUGCAAAGAAAUGCAUUCGAAAAAGCUCGACACGUUUUUGUUUUCGUCAAAUUUCUCAAAACCUAGCUACUGAGCAGAGAGAACUUUGUUAUUCUAGUUAAGGUAGCGUAAUAAAUUCAAUUGUCUGUAUGCACCAUAGAGUUAUCUCCUUUGUAGACUAGUGUACUUCUAUGGUGUGCACUGGGUGUAUGUUGUCAGCCUACAGGAGACCGAGUGCGUGUGUGUCUGGCAGUAGAGUCAAUGUGGCAGUAAGGAAGCUAGGGUGUAGUUGGUGAA